GUGUAUCAGGUUGGCAUCAAGAUAGAAUCAAUGACCGUCGACCAUCAGAUCUUGAAGAUGCGGCUACAAAUGAUUGGCUCAAACUGGUUUGGGUUGGAUUUUGUGGGAGCUCGAUUGACGUCCGAGUCGAUGAGUGCUUGAAGUCGUUCGUAUAUCGCGAAACCUCUGGUAUUCGGAUCAACCUUUCACACUUACGACCAUGUCCGACUGGGCGAAAUUGGCGAGCAGUGUUUUCUCCCGAGCGUCCGACGCUUUGACAGAAGCCAAACAACGAGUUCAAGCCAUUUCUCAGGAUGAUCUAGACCCGCAGAACAUUGACUGGUCUAAAGUAUCGAGCAAUGUUCUCUCCCGUGCGUCUGACGUUCUGACAGAGGCCAAACAGCUCGUCAAUCAGGCCGUGUCUCAAAGAGAUAUAGACCUACAAGACGUUGCCUGGUCCAGAUUUCCAGCCAGUGUUAUGUAUCGCGCGUCCGAUGCUCUGACAGAUACCAAACAACUGGUACGAUCUAACGGGAAUCUAGACAUAUUUCGCAACCACUGGACCAAAUUGGGGGGCAGUAUUCCCUCCAGCGGUUUGUUCGCUUUGACAGAGGUCAAUAACUGGUCAAUCAGGCGUCCAUAUAAAUCAGCUGGAGCCUUGCUACUCAUCUCUGUGUUUGAAAAUCCUAUGAUGCUUUUGACAUUAUUGCAGCUUAUGGGAAUUAUAAUAUCCUUGUGUUUUUUCCUUGUGCGGUGGAUUAUCUGGCUUCUUGGCUUCAGGAGUCGAGGAGUCGCAAAAGAUUCGUUUGCAUCCCAAUAUCAGUCCCGUCACCACAGUGGUAAUGUGCCACGAAGCUCUGGAUUCGCGAAACUCCAAUCAUAUGGGGCCACCAUGCCGACGGCCACCUCAACGCUUGUCUCAUUGUUGUCGUGCGCUGGAGCUGCCAUUGUCUUGGGCCGGGAGUGGGGAUGGUGGCUCCAAUGAGGUGACUGGCAUCGUAUUGUAUCGAAUGCAGUUGAAAUGAGACCGUCUUGUUGAGGUAUGCCCGUAACUGGUCUCAAAAGAAUGACAAAGUUUGUGUUGAUUUUGUGAGAACUUGAUGGAUAUCGGUGCCAGUUGCUCGUGACUGAUGCAUAAAGUACAUAGGAGUGCAGGUGUU
Suillus subalutaceus is the source of this 1139-nucleotide messenger RNA. RefSeq lists its product as uncharacterized. Bases 200 to 964 code for a protein of 254 amino acids. NCBI's taxonomy places the organism in Eukaryota, Fungi, Basidiomycota, Agaricomycetes, Boletales, Suillaceae. The record is from RefSeq and is a predicted model, not a curated record. The transcript is spliced from 7 exons.